Pristis pectinata (smalltooth sawfish) is the source of this 2291-nucleotide messenger RNA. RefSeq names its product tudor and KH domain containing (gene tdrkh). Gene Ontology annotation, biological process: spermatogenesis. The transcript has 14 exons. The record is from RefSeq and is a predicted model, not a curated record. Gene Ontology annotation, molecular function: RNA binding. NCBI's taxonomy places the organism in Eukaryota, Metazoa, Chordata, Chondrichthyes, Rhinopristiformes, Pristidae. The coding region runs from base 402 to 2120 and encodes 572 amino acids.
UAGAGGGGCUGAGGGAGGUGGGGUGGAGGGGGAGAGGUAAGGGGUGGGAUAGUUGGGAGGUGGGGUAUCAUGCUGAGGAGAGGAGUGGGGAGAACCCAAUUGGAUUGGGGAGUGGUAUGGCAGGAGAGAGGGAUGGGGAGGGGUGAGGAAUGGAUGGGGCGAUCAAGGGAUGAGGUUACUGGGGAAAAUGAGGUCUUUCGAUGUCAUUUUCUGAUCAGCUACAUCAGUGGCAGUUAACUGGAAGACGGGUGAGGGGAUACCUUUUGGUUCCCUCAACAGAAAAGAUGGAUUGAGUUGCCACUGGUGCAUCAAGCUGACAAUUUGUAAAGCUUGAGGUUUGGCAUAAAUCUGCAAGUAGAAAAGCAGGAGGAAAGCCCAGGUUGGCACGGCUGGGAGCAGAGAUGUCAGUAAAUAGUGCCUGGACCAGACUGACGACAGCAGAGAAGGUGAUGUUGGCCAUUGGCCUUCCAGCAGGGGCUGUUGCACUGUACAUAUUGUACAGGAGAUACAGAGAGAGCCAGGAUGAACACUUUGUGCUGGUCGGUGACAAUCAGAUUGCUGUGGACAUGAAAGUUCCUCGUGAUACCGUGAAGGUCAUAAUUGGACGGCAGGGGUCCACUAUUAAACGGCUACGAAAGGAGACGGGUGCCCGCAUUGAAAUCGAGGACAGUGAGGAGACCAAUGGCGAGGAGGGGGUGGCAGAAAGGCUACUCACCAUCGUUGGGUCGCCGGUGCAAGUGUGCAAGGCCAAGGUCGCCAUCCACCAGCUUCUGGCCGAAAACGUGAAGAUAACGGAGGAGUUGCGUGUUCCCCAGCGAGUAGUGGGACGUAUCAUAGGCCGCGGAGGAGAAUGCAUCCGUGCCAUCUGUCGGACCACGGGGGCAAAGGUCGAGUGCGAGAAGGAGUCCAUUGGUCAUGUUCUGGAUGUCGGCCGUUUGGUCAGAAUCACUGGGACAAAGCAAGAGGUGGCAGCUGCCAAAGCCCUGGUCGUGGCAAAAAUGGAGGAGGAGGCGGCCUUCAGACAGAAGCUGGCCUGCUCGGCCGCCAGCCGGAGGCAUCGCAAGCACCCCGCCGGCGCGCGGUUGGAGGAGGUUUCCCCUCCCUCUCCUAGGGCUUGGACCCCGGCCUCGCCAGAGGGUGAAGUGUGGGCACUGGGCGCCAGCGAGGAGGGAGAGGAGGAGUACCGGAUCAACCCCAGCGUCUCCGUCGAGCACCAGGAGGGCGAAGAGCCCUUGGAGGAAGGCCAGCGAGGCGGCAACUCGAGCCAGGUGUCCAAAUUUGAAAUUCCCAGUCCUGACUUCAGUUUCCUUGCAGACGAACAUCUGGAAGUUUAUGUCUCAGCUUCGGAAAACCCCAGUCACUUCUGGAUCCAGAUCCUGGGCUCCAGGUGUCUGCAGCUCGAUAACCUGACCUACGAGAUGUCCCGCUAUUACGGCAGCUCCAUUGGUACGGGUGAGGCAUUUGUCCCAAAGGUGGGUGACAUCGUGGCAGCUCCGUUCCAGAGCGAUGGCUUUUGGUAUCGAGCCCGUGUGCUGGGCUACCUGGAGAAUGGGAACGCUGACCUCUAUUAUGUGGAUUAUGGAGACAACGGGGAGGCGGCGAUUGGGAAUAUGCAGCUCCUGAGGAGUGACUUCCUGAGUCUGCCAUUUCAGGCUGUCGAGUGCAGUCUCGAUGGAAUCCAGCCAGCUGGGGAGAAGUGGUCAGAGGAGGCGAUGAACUGCUUCGACGGUCUCGCCUACUGCGCUGAGUGGAAGGUUCUCCUGGCCCGGAUCUGCAGCUACUCACAGAGUGGAGGUGUCACGAGACCGCAGGUGCAGUUGUUUGACCGCACCAGCGACAAGAACCUGAACAUUGGGGAUGAACUGGUUCGGCUGGGACAUGCAGUGCGGUGCCCUCGGAGUGACGGAGCGGAGGUGGGAGAUGCACCGGACACGAGGGGGAAGGCUGUGGCAGUAUCCCUUCAAACACUGCUGAAUGAUGUCACUGGUGGAGCGGACAGAAGCCUGGUUUCUGAAGUGACUGCAGGAAACCUAAAGCUACAACUGCCCAUUUCUUGGCAGAGUCACUCGGAGCCCUCCGUCAGCACCAGCUCAGGAACCAUUGAGGAUGAGUUUUCCUAGGACUGCAAUCCCGUUUGCUCCAAGGAGUGUUCCAGGGCUGGAGGGACAGACCUCACACCGCCAGGGCAAUACUUGAAUGUACAGUUCGGCGUGGAAUACAGCUGAGAGUUUCUUUUUUUAAAUUGUUUGGUUAAAAGGCCUUAAACUAACCCAGCCUUUGCAAGGCCAGAG